AUGUUGAUCAGCAACUGUUCGCGCUGGAUGGGCCAGGGAAGCAAGAAAAGAAAGCGACCGAUCUUGCAAAAAUACAAUCUGAAAAGUUGUGAUUGCAGUCGGAAAGGUACAAGCAGGACAAUAGCUGAAGUGGUUUUAGAUCGCUUGAAGGAUCAGACACGAAAUUUUAGCAAUCAAUUGAUCCUCUUGAAUUACAGGCCAAAGGAGGAACAGGUUAGAGUUCAGUCAAGGACCAAGGAAAGAAAUUGCUCAGCUCUUUCGAUAAGCAAUGCAGAAGUGCCUUGCCAAGCUCGGAUUGAUAAAAGGAAACCAGAAUCUACAGUAUCUUUAGAUCGCUUUAAGAAAAAAGCAAGAAAAAUACCAAACAACCCGUUGGUUUCAUUAACAGACAUCCGAAGCGAAGUAAGAUUAAUGAAACUUACUGGGGUUUUGAAGUGUUCGGAUAUGAGAUCAAGAGAACUCCACAAGAAACAAUCGACCUUUCCAUCUAGCAGCUCUCAGAGGUCCAACAGGCGAUGUCAGAGUUGUAUAGCACAGAAAGUGAUCAUCAAAACUGGCACAAAAACGUUUGGUGACUUGUGUGACAUAGGGAUUGGGCAAGGCUUCCAUUUCGCCAGGGAAGAAAGAUUAAUCAAAGGGCAGGUACUAGCACCUAGUGGCACUAGUAGUAGUACAGUACACACAUCCCCUGAAUAUCAAAGCAAAACACAAGCAAAAGGAAUGAAAGCCUCUAGAAUGAAACAAGAAAAAAGAUAA
Messenger RNA from Puccinia graminis f. sp. tritici CRL 75-36-700-3, 756 nucleotides. RefSeq lists its product as uncharacterized. The record is from RefSeq and is a predicted model, not a curated record. Lineage: Eukaryota; Fungi; Basidiomycota; Pucciniomycetes; Pucciniales; Pucciniaceae. Bases 1 to 756 code for a protein of 251 amino acids. The transcript is spliced from 3 exons.